GACGUCAUACUAGUCAGCUGUGAAAUAAUUUUAAAUAUGGUAGUGAAGUGGGAUUCGUGUUUUAAAUAAGUAUAGCUUCGAUAAAAUAGUGUAACACAAGAGAAAAGUACUGGAAAACAGAAUCAUAGCAUAAUGUCAAGAUCCAACGAAAAUAUAAGUGUCACGGCAGUUCCUAAACAACCUCUGAAGAGGGUUGAAAUUCCAUUGUGUAAAUUCAAUGACGUAGCGAUACCUCAUCACGUAGAUUUACUUCAAAAACAUAAGAUCAACAUAGAAAAGUUUCAACAGUUGGGAGACUGGGAUCGAAUGCAUUGUGAACAAAUAAAUGCAACAAGAUUAAUAAAACAGCUGAAAGCUCUGAUUUAUGAAAUGGACAUGCUAAGAAGUCAGGUACAAGAUUCAGAUCUACAGAAGUUUGACACUCUCACUGAUAGGGCUCGCAAAAAUGCUCAGGAUGCCAUUAAGGACUAUCUAGUUUUGAAUCCUCAGCAUCAGAAACCAGUUUGGGUUACACCGCAGAGUGACAUCAGUGCAAAUGACACUGAAGAUGUAACAAGCAACAUAGAGGAAGAAACCCUAUUGAAUCAGAUGUCAGGUUUACCUGUAGAAAUCACUGGCAGCAUUUCCUCUGAGGAACUGGCCAAGCAAAAGGAAUGUCUGAGGUCGUGGGAGAAUCUACAGGCAGAGGUACAGGAUAUACACCAGCUGUUUGAAGACUUUUCACUUAUGGUUCAGGAACAGAAGGAGAAGACUGAUGAAGUAGAAGAAAAUGUCGAAGAAGCAGCAGAGAAUGUAGAGGAAGGCACAUCACAUCUGGUGAGGGCCGCACGCUACAGGGCUACAAUGUAUCCAAUAGCAGGUGCUGUGCUUGGUGGAUGUUUGGGAGGUCCAAUUGGCCUUAUUGCUGGCAUGAAGCUAGGUGGGCUUGCCGCUCUUGGUUGUGGAGUCAUUGGAUUUACUGGUGGGCAGUUGCUGAAAAAGAAACAACAAGCAGAAGGAGGUAAGAAUGAUGUUGAACUUACCAAUAUUCGACGGUCCAGCAACUUGCGGGGAUCUGUUUCCUUACCACAUCUGUGAUACAAAUAAAGUUCCUCGUUGCAGUACAGAGGUACUUACCACAAAGUAAGUUCUUUGAAACAAAGAAAACUUUAUGAAAUGUGGGCAGUGCAAUAUUGUUAUAGUAAAUCUUAUUACAGUUUUAUUUGGUGUAUCCUGACGUGCUCGUAACUUGAAUUGAAACUGUUGCUUUAUUGUAAUUUAUAUUUUUGUUUUCCAUCGAUGUGUUGUUUAAAACAGAUGGAGGAUGUAAUGCCAGAAGGGUGUAUUGAUAUUUCUGCUGUACACAGAUAUAUUAUAGCUACUUUUGGGCAUAUAAAUGCAAAUAAUGCACAUUUAUGAUAUCAAAUAAGCAUAAGAGUUUAGUUUCCUGUAAAUCAGUAAUUUUUAAUUUUGGCAUGACGCCCUAGAAAUUUUAUACAAAAAUAUAAAGUAAGGAAACACUUGGAUGUGUUAACUACAAAAGGUAUAUAUUUUUUAGAACUCUCUCCUGAACUUAAGGUUUACUAAUGGUAGUUUUUAAAAUUGCACUGACAUCAUAACUAACAAAAGUGCCUUAAAAUAUUUGCACAUAUUUUGUGAUGCUUUAUACUAUAUAAAACUGAACUGAUUUUGGUAGUUUCAUAAAUUAUAAUUUUAUUGUGUGUUUGAGUGUGAAUGUAUUGCCAAAAAUAGUAGCAAAAAUUAAAUUUGUUACAGUUAAGUCUGUGAAAUUGUGUCAUAGACUUGCUGAAACAGAAAUACCA
Zootermopsis nevadensis is the source of this 1802-nucleotide messenger RNA. RefSeq names its product syntaxin 17 (gene Syx17). Gene Ontology annotation, cellular component: autophagosome membrane; plasma membrane; endomembrane system. Gene Ontology annotation, molecular function: SNAP receptor activity; SNARE binding. Lineage: Eukaryota; Metazoa; Arthropoda; Insecta; Blattodea; Termopsidae. Gene Ontology annotation, biological process: intracellular protein transport; vesicle fusion; exocytosis. The record is from RefSeq and is a predicted model, not a curated record.